UCCACCGGUCAACCGCGACAUCGCCGCCGGUUGGAAUCCGACUAGCAGUAAAGUCGUCGAACAUCGAAGCAACUCCUCCAGUCCGUUGGACUCCGACUGCGAACUGAAUCUCUGCAACCCUCCGACCAGCAACAGCCCACAGCCGGCGUCUCUGCUCUCCGGCGAAGGCUCCACCGCAUCUCUACUCUCCGACGAAGGCUCCACCGCAUCUCUACUCUCCGACGAAAGCUCCACGGCGAAUCGGCGAAAGCUCUCCAACUGCAAAGUGGCUGCAGACAUUGCCAGUGACCUGAAACGAUACAGCCAUACAGGUAUGAAGUUAUUUGAAGGCGACGACGAUGAUGUAGAGAAGCUGAACAAAAUCGAGAUAAACAAGGAGUUUGCUUGCCGAUUCGAGCACAACAAGAAGAGAGAAGACCUGCAGAGAUUCGAGGAAUUGAAGAAGAAGGGUCUUGUCGACGAAGAUGACUCAGAGGAGUCAGAAGAUGAUGAUGACGACGAAGACUUUGGUAAGCCAAUUAGUGAAAAAGACGCAGAGUUCUUUAAUGCUCUAAUUAAGAUCAGAAACAAAGACCCCAUUUUGCAAAACAAAGAUGCUAAAUUAUUUGAGUCUGAAUCUGAGUCCGAGCCUGAUUCUGAGGCUGAUGAUAAGAAGAAAGAAAAGGCUAAGAAGAAGCCAAUGUAUUUGAAAGAUGUAGUGUUUAAGCAUUUGGUAGAGGAGGGGCCGGAGUUCGAAGAUGAAGAUGAAGAGGGUAAGGAUAAGAAGAAGGUGACGACAUACUCAGAGGAGCAAGAGGAGCUGAGGAAGGAGUUCCUGGAUGCAGUAGAGAACAUGGAGAUGGAUAAUGAGCAGGAUGGAGAGGACUUCUUUAAGGUAAAAGAGAGAGGUGAUCAGGAUGUUGAGGAUGACGACGGCGACGAUGGGGAGUUCUCCAAGAAGUUGGAUGAGUAUUUUGGGGAGGAUGAUAAGUUAGAUGAGAAUGACCGGUUUCUGAAAGAUUAUUUCAGGAAUGAAAUGUGGAUGAAUAGUGAUGAGAAGGGUGGCAAGGAAGAUCACGAGGGAUUUAAAUUGUCAGAGGAUGAGGAGGAGAUUGAGAAGCAGGAGGAUUUUGAGAGGGAUUUCAAUUUCAGGUUUGAAGAGAAUGCUGGUGAUAGGGUAUUGGGACACGCAAGGAAAGUAGAGGGUUCGGUAAGGAAGAAAACCAAUGCAAGGAAAUUGCAGAGGGAGAGGAAGGAAGAGAGGAUGGCAAGGGAAGAGGAGGAGAGGAAGGAGGAGUUGAAGCGACUGAAGAAUUUGAAGAAGAAGGAGAUGAGGGAGAAGCUUCAGAAGAUUAAGGAGAUUGCAGGGAUUGGAGAGGAUGGGGAUUGCUUGUUAGAUGAGGAUGAUUUGGAAGAGGAAUUCAAUCCAGAGGAGUAUGAUAAGAAGAUGAAGAAUGCAUUUGGAGAGGCUUACUAUGAGGCAGAAGAUGUGAACCCUGACUUUGGGAGUGAUAGUGAUGAGGAUGCAGAUGAAGGUGAUCUUGAAAAGCCUGAUUUUGACAAGGAGGAUGAGUUACUUGGGCUUCCAAAGGGAUGGGAUGAGACGAAUCAGCCACGUGAUGGGUUUUUAUCAAUUAGGGAAAGAAUUUUGAAAAGCCAGGAAAAUACAGGCGAAGAGCACGAAACAGUAGAUGAUCAAGUAGAUGAAGAAGAUGGGGUGUCCAAAGAAGGUAAGCGGAAAAAGAAGCGAAGGAAGACUAGUGUUGUCAUGCAGGCAGUUAAGGAUCAAUUAAUGGAGGAAUAUUAUAAGUUGGAUUACGAGGAUGUGAUAGGUGACUUAAAGACUAGGUUUAAGUAUAAACCUGUCAAUGCUAAAAGAUUCGGCUUGAGUACUGAGGAGAUGUUAAUGUUGGAUGACAAGGAGUUGAAUCAAUAUGUACCUCUAAAGACGUUGGCAGCAUAUCGAGACAAGGAUUGGAAGGUGCCCCGAGCUAAGAGACACCAGCAAAAGCAGAAAAUUAAAGAAUUAAUUCAGGGGAAGACACUAGACAACAGGAAGAAUGAGAAAAAGAGGCCAAGAGAUCAGGAAACUACAAUAGUGGCAAAUUAUACGGAAAAUGAGAAACCACAUUUGGAGGGAUCAAAUGGCGAUACAAGCACUCUAUCAAGGAAAAAAAGGAGAAAGAUGCGUCUAGCUGAACUUAAGCCAUCUCACCGCAGGCUUUUGGCAUUUGGGUUCAAUAAGAAGAAGUAGCAUUUUGGCGAAACUAAUUCAUUGUGAAGGGUUUGGUCAACUUUACAAACUAAUUGGCUCCUUGUCAAGAAUCAGAGCAGAGUACUAAGUGAUUUCUGCAGAAGCACAACUGAAAUUUUCCAUUUUCUUCAUGCUAUAUCAAAUUUCAUACAGCAACUUGUCCUCUUGAAGUUAGUAUUUGCUUGGGGAUGCAAAAUUUUGUUCUUGAGUAGCUUCUAUAUCUGAAUUGUGGGGAUUGUUUGCCCUUUCAUAGUUGGUUUUUUGUUGUUGUUGGGAUAUGGUUGUCAUAGAUAGACUUUGUAGCAGGCUCUUCAGAACAUUAAAAGAAUGCUAUAUUCUCUUCUCUUGUGUCCUUUUAACAUUAUUGUACGCCGUCUUUUAUACAUCCGGUUCUAUUCUUGUAUCAAGAGGAUGAGUGAAUGGAUUGUAUUCAAUAAUAGUAAUGCCGUAGAAGUAUAUA
Molecule: messenger RNA, 2693 nt
Organism: Ipomoea nil (Japanese morning glory)
Lineage: Eukaryota; Viridiplantae; Streptophyta; Magnoliopsida; Solanales; Convolvulaceae
Product: protein KRI1 homolog
Exons: 4
Coding region: 314-2233 (639 amino acids)
Biological process (GO): endonucleolytic cleavage in ITS1 to separate SSU-rRNA from 5.8S rRNA and LSU-rRNA from tricistronic rRNA transcript (SSU-rRNA, 5.8S rRNA, LSU-rRNA)
Cellular component (GO): 90S preribosome; nucleolus
Source: RefSeq, a predicted model, not a curated record